Mesocestoides corti is the source of this 420-nucleotide messenger RNA. The record is from the annotation of a GenBank genome assembly. NCBI's taxonomy places the organism in Eukaryota, Metazoa, Platyhelminthes, Cestoda, Cyclophyllidea, Mesocestoididae.
AUGCCUUCCCAAACGAAUGUGGCUGUUGUAACCGUCCCAAUUCUUCCUCGUGGCGGCUAUUCUCAAAUAAUCCUCGAUAUCGUGGUCCCAUGCCACAUAUGCAAUACAAGGUUCCUUAACACCUCCAUUGUUGCGGUCUUUAUUCACAAGUGGAAGCCAGUUAGCAAACGACUUGUUUACCUACCCACAUCUCCCCACUUAACGAGCACAAGCCUCAUCCUCUACGAUCGAAUGGCUCCGUCAGGUAUCCUUGUGGUGCACACACGCACGAGUGUCGGCCCUGCCAUCAACAGGCGACCGCGUGAGGCCGCCAGAUGUCACCACGACCGCUUUUCCCUACCCCAGGUGAUUGGAGCUGUCGAACAAGGGACCUAUGCCCCGGAAUUUAUGCACAUAACUAACAAAGAAAUUGUACGAUGA